Messenger RNA from Cercospora beticola, 1876 nucleotides. Its product is annotated as mitochondrial 37S ribosomal protein mS47. The record is from RefSeq and is a predicted model, not a curated record. Gene Ontology annotation, biological process: L-valine catabolic process. NCBI's taxonomy places the organism in Eukaryota, Fungi, Ascomycota, Dothideomycetes, Mycosphaerellales, Mycosphaerellaceae. Gene Ontology annotation, cellular component: mitochondrion. Gene Ontology annotation, molecular function: 3-hydroxyisobutyryl-CoA hydrolase activity.
CCAGAACCUACUCGCCUUUGCUUCGCCAUUGAGCCUCGGGUACCAAUCGAAAUUUCGAGGAACAGAAGACUCUCAACAUACACGUUGGCACGGCGGACUCACUGGCACAAGAUUCCCAAUUGUCCCAGCAGCGGUGUUCUUCGGACUCCUCAGCCGAGGUCUCUGCAUUCACACAGAUGAAGCUAGAGUAGCUUUACGAAGACCUUAUCUUACUCGGACUGCCUACACCACAGCCAUCCCAAUGCUGUUCCACAAAUCUUGCACGAGGUUGGCAACCGCACGUCCUGCAACCAUGCCUCUACGCGCGAAGAUCCUGAGCCCGGCCAUGCAGCAGAGUGCUGCGCGAUCAUUCACGACUGUUUCCGGAAUCAAAGAGCAGCCCGGCGAUGAACCUAACGAUGUCCUCUUUAGCAGUCAGGGUGGUGUACGGAGCAUCACGCUCAACCGGCCCAAGAAGCUGAACUCGCUCAACGGCAGCAUGGCUCGCAAGAUCAUACCCCGUUUGCAGGAGUGGAGCAAGAGCGAAUUGGCAAAUGUGAUUACCAUCAAAGGCGAAGGGCGCGCUUUCUGCGCUGGAGGUGACGUUGCUUGGCUGGCACAGAGGAAUAAGCAGGGGACUGAAGGACAACAAGAGAGCAAGGACUACUUCGCCUUGGAAUACAAGCUGGAUCACCUCAUCUCAACUUACACAAAACCAUAUGUCGCCCUCAUCGACGGAAUCACAAUGGGAGGAGGCGUUGGUCUCUCCUUGCACGCUCCGUUCCGGAUAGCGACAGAGAAUACCGUCUUUGCCAUGCCAGAGACCAAUAUUGGUUUCUUCCCAGAUGUUGGAGCAUCCUUCUUCCUGCCACGAAUGGAUGGUGAGCUUGGGAAAUACUUCGCUUUGACCUCCGAGCAGAUCAAGGGACCCAACGUCUUCUACGCCGGUAUCGCGACACAUUACCUACACUCCUCUUCUAUACCUGACCUGGAGGCACGCCUGGCCGAGUUGCAAUUCAAGGACUACGACGACCUCAAACGCAGAUACCGGGCCGUCAAUUCAACAAUAGAAGAGUUUGCUACUGGCCUGCCACACGACCAGCCCAUUUCGGCACCCGUCGGUGGUAACAUUCGAGCCGCAAUCGAUUAUGUUUUCCAGCCUGCGCACAAUAUCUCAGGGAUCCUCGAUGCUCUCACAGGUCUUGCUGAGAUGUCGCCUGGCGUCCGUGGGUACCCGGAAGUCAACGAGUGGGCGGAGAAAACCCGCAAGGCUAUCCUGCAGCGCUCGCCUACGUCAGUCAAAGUUUCGCUCCAGCAGCUGGAUCGAGGGCGCCAGUGGUCCAUUGGCGAAACUUUUCGUCGUGAACAUGCCAUUGCAUCUCGCUUUAUGGAGCAUCCCGAUUUUGUGGAAGGCGUGACAGCUCUGCUUGUCGAUAAGCCCAAAAGAACACCCAAGUGGUCUCCUGGGUCGCUCGAAAAGGUGUCGGACGCUGAUGUUGACAGCUUCUUCAGCUAUCAGUCGCAAUUCGAUCUUCUGGGCACAGAAGCUGGUAGCACGGGCGAGGACUACAAAGAGUACCCGCAUGCCUGGAUUGGCCUGCCGACGGAAAUUGAGGUCCAAACUAUGGUGCGAGGAUAUACGCGCGAGCAGAUUAUCGAGGAGUGUCUGAGGAGGUUCAACGGAAAGCAGGGUGUGAAGGAGAAGGUCAACGAAAUCCUGGAUCGCAAAACGAGUGUCGACGAGAAAACAGGAAAGCUGGCCUGGUCUCAAUAGAGCGCUGAAUGCAAUUCGUGUGAGACGCUCCAUAGAUGUACCAAAAAGUGUGCGCAAGAAGCAAGACAUUCUGCAGUUCACACUGAAGAGGAAAGGCACCAUAUCGAGCAGGAAACUUGCUCU